This is a messenger RNA of Bursaphelenchus okinawaensis, 2166 nucleotides long. The record is from the annotation of a GenBank genome assembly. Lineage: Eukaryota; Metazoa; Nematoda; Chromadorea; Rhabditida; Aphelenchoididae.
AUGGUAAGGUCAGGAAAUAACGAUGAGGUAAGUGUUUUUUGCGAUUUAUUGCGUUAUGGGUUGUUUUAUAUUUAAUUUUUGGCAGUUUAUUGAGGUUUAGUGUAGCUGGUGUUGAUAGGUAAAGAUUUGAAGGAAAGUAGACUUUAAAAUUGAGCAGUCUUUGUUAUUUAUUAUAAGCUUAUACACAGAAAAAGGUUUUAAAAUGGUUAUUUGCUGUAUACGUUUUUUUUGUUCUUGAGAGCAAUUGAUAUUACACUACUUUCUUACCAGACUGGAAUUUAAAAACAUAAUUUACCGGAAACAUGUUCGAAAAAUUGUUUAAAGUAAUAUUUUAGAUGAAAGAACGGUCAAAAAGACAAGUUUUGGAAAAUCAGCUGAAGAGAUUGCAAGAAGAAGAGAAAGAAACAUCACAUGUUGAGCAAUUACAUGAACAUGACAGUACUCCGAGGCCAACUGAAGAACCAUUAAUUCUUGAUACUCCAAUCGCGCAUGAGGAUGUGAAGUGCUCACAGAAGGUAAAAUACGGGGCGUACAUUUUUUUUAUGUAAUAUUAAAUAUAUAUUGAUAUCAGAAUACAUUAAUAUAAGAAUGUUUUUGUUGUCAAGUACUAGUUAGAAUAUUAUAGUCAUCAAAAGCACCACCAGUACACAUAUUUUACUAUCCAUGGUAUGGAAAUCCAAAGUUUAAUAAUGGACGGUAUUAUCAUUGGGAUCACUCUUUAUUACUCCUUGAAAGGCCAAAGAAAGGUGAACAAAGUAAGCGUUUGGCAUUUCAGUAACAUAAGCAUUUUCAGUUUAAAAAAAGUUGGUUACUUAUAGCUCUCAAAUAAUAUUUUUUUUUAUUUUGUUUUUAGAACGUUACCAGCCUCCAGAGGAUCUACCAAAUGUGUUUUAUCCUCAAUUAUCUGCAUAUAGUAGUAGAGAUCCGUCACUGAUUGAUCAACACUUUAAGUGGAUGAGAUCUGCUGGUAUUGAUGUUGUUGUUGUAUCGUGGUUUCGCGAAGACAAAGCUGAUGCUGAUGGUAUGUUUUAUGUUAUUAUAAAGUUAUAGAAUAAUAAAAAAGAUUUGUUAAGUUUUUAAGGUAAGUUAGCAUACUUUCAGAUUUAAACGUUUGUGUCAAAAACAGAAAUUUCUCGAACAUAAACAUUACUACUGUUUCAGGUUACCUAAUCCCCAAACUACUCGACGUUUGCGCUCAAUAUAAACUGAAGCUAGCUUUUCAUCUGGAACCGUAUGCUGGACGCACAGCUUUGUCUGUACGAGAUGACAUUGAAAAAAUAGUUAAAUUGUAUGGGAAUCACAGCGCUUUUUACAAAAUGAAAUCUAAAUACGGGGAUAAAUUGUUGCCCGUGAUGUAUAUUUAUGAUUCAUAUCAAGUAUCUACCGAUGAAUGGGCUGAAAUAGCAUUGGUUGAUGGAAAGAAGACUAUUCGUGGAACUGAAUUUGAUGCACUGUUGAUUGGUAAGUCCAAGUUUUGAAGAGUAAUGAAGAAGGUAAUGAAAAUGUAUGGUUAAUAUAGCCUAACAUUUUCAAUUGCCUUCCAUUAUAUAUCUUCAAACCGAGUUUUGUACGUAGUCUUUUUUUAUGGUAAAUUUAUUUCAGGCCUCGUCCUAAGACUCUCAGACGUACAAGGUGUGAAAUCAGGUGGGCUUGACGGUAUCUACACUUAUUUUGCUGCUGAUGGCUUCACAGAAGCUUCUUCCAUGCAAAAUUGGCAACGAUUGUCGAAAAUCUGUAAAGAAAACCGAUUACUGUUUGUACCAUCAGUUGGACCAGGAUACGACGAUAUCAGAGUCAGACCAUGGAAUGGAGUGAAUACGAGGGCGAGAGAUGGUGGAAAGUAUUAUGUUGAACAUUUUGAAGCUGCGCAUACGGCAAAGGUAUGAUUGAUAGUAUAAAUUUGAAUAGAAGUUGAGGAUGAUUAAGUAGACUUGAAGAAAAUUGAGGUUUUGGGACUUUGAGUGUCUUAACUCACAUUAUUUGCAGCCGGACAUUGUAUCUAUUACCUCGUUUAACGAGUGGCAUGAAGGAACCCAAAUCGAGCCAGCUAUACCAUUUACUGACAAAGGCAACGAAUAUACUUACCUACAAUAUGAAAAAGGACCGGAAAUGUACCUACAACUAACCAAUGAAAUGAUACGGAAGUAUUGCGUACCUCAUGAUUAA